AUGGUGAGAUUGGUAGUUGGAAGCCCUAUCGAGGACUUUGAAACCGAAUGCUUCUUUGAUGACGAGUUCUCGAACAUAAAGUUAUCUGAUUACAAAGGAAAGUAUAUUGUGCUCUUCUUCUAUCCUCAUGACUUGUAAGUCACUUUUAGGAUGUGAAAAUAAUAGUUAUUUAACCGGAACUAAGCUCUGAAUUAAACAUAUUUCAAGUCAAAAACCAGCCGAAGGUGAACUUCAAGAAUUUUCAUCAAGGAAAUCUGAGUUUGACUCCCUGAAUACGCAGAUUCUGGCAUUUUCAACGGAUUCCAAAUACACGCAUAUUUCCUGGAUCCAGCAAGGAGACCUGGGAUUAAUGGAAUUCCCCAUGGUCACCGAUCACGCACAUCAGAUCGGACGUCAGUAUGGGAUUCUCGAUGCUGAGGCCGGGAAGGAUUACAGGUCAGAUGAUAAAACUGAAGUUCCUGGUCUCUCAAUUUCCAGACUUUCUUUAAAUUUGGUUUACUUGUACUGUCUCGGUCACAAUUCAAUUAAAAUAACUAGUCCGUCACAUAUUCCUCACUUCUCAGACGCUCCUUUUCAAUUAAUCUCAUUACCGGCAAUGGUCCAUAAUGCGCAGAUUUCAAAACCCGUUUCGGCUAUCAUUGGUGCCCUUACACCUUUGUAAAAAAAAAUGUUAAAUAUUAACGAAUUUGUUGUGACUGUAAAAAUGUAAAUGUGAACGUAUGUUGCACACCAUUCUGACAUGUUAGACAAUGGAAAACUUGCUACAAAUUUUCAAAAUUAGAGGUGACAUGUUAUACGAUAAAAAAUUUUCUUCAAUUUUUUGAGAGCUCUUCGGGUAUUUUUACUUGCACGUUUUUUUGAAUUUACACUUACAAUCGACACUUUUUUAUAAAGAUAUAUAAGAGCAACAAUGACAUUGGAAGGUGUUUUAGAAAUCCGCCCAUUAUGUGAUCUGCCCAAUCUGCCCGUUAUGAAUGGAAUUUUAUUACCGUAAUCUUUCAGAACAGUGAUAAUCGUUGACCCAGAGAUGAUUGUCAGACACUUCUCCGUAUUCGAUCCCCAAAUGACUGUGUCCGUGACUGAAGUGCUUAGACUUUUAAGUCAGCUCCAGAACAACAAAAUGGAGACCUAA
This is a messenger RNA of Bursaphelenchus xylophilus (pine wood nematode), 1132 nucleotides long. NCBI's taxonomy places the organism in Eukaryota, Metazoa, Nematoda, Chromadorea, Rhabditida, Aphelenchoididae. The record is from the annotation of a GenBank genome assembly.